AUGAGUUCCCCUGGCAACCAGGAGUCCCAGCUGGGACAGGAAUCAGCAGGUCAAUCAGAGGAAUCUCACAGGCAUGAACCAAGGAUAGAUGUUUCUAGUCUCCUGUCCAAGUGGAAUGAUCUAUCGAAAGGCUCUGGUGUGUCCAGUGCUCCAUCCAUGAGGAGUGAUCGAUCUAAAGACCACGCCCCAGACCUGACGGAAAGUGGAAGUCGUGCUUUCCAGGUUGAUUUCAGGAAGGAACCAAUGUCUGGUGUGUCCAGAGCUCCAUCCAUGAGGAGUGAUCGGUCUAAAGACCAAGCCCCAGACCUGGCAGAAGAGGACAGGUCCCUUGUCCCCAGUGCUCCAUCCAUGAGGAGUGAUCGGUCUAAAGACCACGCCCCAGACCUGGCAGAUGAGGAGAGUGCUCCAUCCAUGAGAAGUAAUCGGUCUAAAGACCACGCCCCAGACCUGACAGGAGAGGACAGAGAGCUAGAGUGGAGAUGUGAGCAAGAAACCAGCGAUCAGGAUAAGCAACAGGAUCUACCUCACAUUUUUAAGGUGCUCGAGGUGAAGAUCAUCACCUUUGUAAAAAAUGAGCUGCAGAGGUUUAAGCAGAUUCUUAGUCCAGACUACCAAGAACAUUUUGAGAUGAAAUCAGAAGAAGAGAGUGAUGCCAGAGAAGGAGUUCUCAAGAUGGCAGUGCACUUCCUCUGUAAGAUGAAGCACCAGGAUCUUGCCAACACAUUAAAUGAAAAUGAGAUGAAUGUAUGUUGCCAGAAUGGCUUGAAAAGAAAUCUCAAGAACAAGUACCAGAAUGUGUUUGAAGGAAUAGCCAAACAUGGAAACUCUGUUCUGCUGCAAAAGAUAUACACAGAUCUUUACAUCACAGAGGGAGGAAGUGGCAAAGUAAAUGAGGAGCAUGAAGUCAGACAGAUAGAGUCCAGAUGCAAGAGACCGGCUGGAAAAGAGAAACCAUUCAAAUGUGCUGAUGUCUUUAAACCUUCAUCAAGUCAGGACAAACCAGUCAGAAGAGUUCUCACAAAGGGGGUGGCUGGUAUUGGCAAAACUAUCUCUGUGCACAAGUACAUCCUGGACUGGGCUGAGGGAAAUGACAACCAAGAGAUCAAUUUCAUCUUCCCACUGAGCUUUAGGGAGCUCAACAUCAUAAAAGACAAAGACUGGUCUUUCAUGGAUCUUCUUCACUACUUCUUUCCAGAGCUAAAACAUCUAUCCAUUGGCAAUCAGAAGAAAUAUAAUGUGCUUUUUGUAUUUGAUGGACUGGAUGAGUGUCGACUUCAACUCAACUUUCAGGGAAAUGAGAGUUGUACUGACAUGACAGUGAAUAACUCAUUGGGUGUGCUCUUGACAAAUCUACUGAAGGGUAAUAUGUUCCCCUCUGCCCUACUAUGGAUAACUUCUCGACCAGCAGCAGUCGGCAAAAUCCCUCCUGAUUGUGUUGACCUGGUGACUGAAGUGCAAGGGUUCAAUGACUCCCAGAAGGAGGAGUAUUUCGGGAAGAAGAUCAGUGAUGAGAGUCUUGCGAGAAGAACCAUUUUACACAUUAAAUCAUCAAGGAGCCUCCACAUCAUGUGCCACAUACCUGUGUUUUGUUGGAUCGCUGCUACAGUUCUUGAGAUGAUUUUUUCCUUAGGAAGCACAAACAUUCCAAAGACUUUGACAGAAAUGUACACAUAUUUCCUCACUUUUCAAACCAGACAGAAAAACACCAAAUUUGACAAUGUGCAUGGCCUUGAUCCACAAUGGAACCAUGAGCUGGUCCUAAAUCUCGGAAAGCUAGCCUAUGAACAGUUGCAGAAGGGCAAUCUGAUAUUUUAUGAAGAAGACCUCACAGAGUGUGGCAUUGAUGUCAGUGAGGCAGCAGUAUAUUCUGGCAUGUGCUCACAGCUCUUCCGAGAGGAAUCAGGGAUCCUUCUAGGGAGUGUCUUCUGCUUUGUGCAUCUCACUAUCCAGGAGUAUCUCGCAGCUCUUUAUGCGCUGUUGAUGGCAGUUGAAAGUAAAGAUAUAAUAUCCACACCGUGUUCACCUACAAUGGCAGAAUCAAUGAUCAUUUUGCAGAAGAGUGCUGUAGACAAAGCUUUGGCUCAUGAAGAUGGACGCUUCGACCUCUUCCUUCGCUUCCUUCUUGGCCUCUCUCUGGAAUCAAAUCAGUCUCUUCUUCAUGGCCUAUUACAGAGAAGACAAGAGAUGGGCAAUGAUGACACAAUCAGGUACAUCAAAGAGAAGAUUAAGGAUGCAUCUUCCUCAGAAAGGAUGAUCAACCUCUUCUAUUGCCUGAAUGAACUCAAUGACCACUCCUUAAUGGACGAAAUCCAGAGCUUCCUUACUGCAGGGACACUUGCUGAAGCCCAGCUCUCACCUGGUCAGUGGUCAGCUCUAGUGUUUGUGCUGCUGACAUCAGACCAGAAUCUGGAUGUCUUUGACUUGAAGAAGUAUGUCAGAUCUGAUGAAGCUCUCCUGAGACUGAAGUCAGUAAUAGAGGAAUCCCACACAACAUUGGUCAACAACUGUGGGCUCACUGAAGAGAGCUGUACAACACUCGCCUCCAUCCUCUGCAAAGAAUCAUCAAAGCUCAGAUCACUGGAUCUCAGUGACAACCACAUUGGAGAUAUCGGAGUCAAGACAUUGUCUACUGGGCUGGAGAACCCAAACUGUGCUCUGGAGACCCUGAGGAUAGAGUCCUGCAGUAUAACAGAAGAAGGCUCUAAUGUUCUGACUUCAGCUCUGAUAUCAAACCCCUCACACCUGAUAGAGCUGUAUCUGGGUAGUAAUAAACUAGGAGACUCUGGAGUGAAGCAGCUCUCUAAUCUACUCAGAAAUGAAGACUGUAAACUACAGAAACUGGGGCUUAGGGGCUGCAAUAUGACAAAAGACGGCUGUGUUUCAGUCCUGACGUCAAACCCCUCACACCUGACAGUGCUGGAUCUGAGUAAAAAUGAACUAGGAGACUCUGGUGUGAAGCAGAUCUCCGCGCUAUUCAGGAAUCCAGACUGUAAACUACAGGAACUGUGUCUUGAGUCCUGCGAUAUCACAGAAGAGGGCUGUGCUGAUCUGACUUCAGCUCUGACAUCAAACCCAUUACACUUAAUACAGCUGUAUAUGGGUGGUAAUAAACUUGGAGAUUUGGGUGUGAAGCAGAUAUCUGCUCUACUCCAGAAUACAGACUCUAAACUACAGACACUGGGCUUGUCAGACUGUGGUGUAACAGGAGAAGGAUAUGCUGCUCUGGCCUCAGCUCUCAAAUCAAACCCUUCAUGCCUGGAGGAGCUGGACCUGAGAGGAAACGACCCUGGACACUCUGAAGUGAAAUUACUGACUGAUUUACUACAGGAGCCUGUCUGUAAACUACAGAGACUAAGCUUGUCAGACUGUGGUGUAACAGGAGAAGGAUAUGCUGCUCUGGCUGUAGCUCUCAAAUCAAACCCCUCACACCUGGAGGAGCUGGACCUGAGAGGAAAUGAUCCUGGACACUCUGAAGUGAAAUUACUGAUUGAUUUACUACAGGAUCCUACCUGUAAACUACAGAGACUAAGCUUGUCAGACUGUGGUGUAACAGGAGAAGGAUAUGCUGCUCUGGCUGUAGCUCUCAAAUCAAACCCCUCACACCUGGAGGAGCUGGACCUGAGAGGAAAUGAUCCUGGACACUCUGAAGUGAAAUUACUGAUUGAUUUGCUAGAGGAUCCUACCUGUAAACUACAGAGACUAAGCUUGUCAGGCUGUGGUGUAACAGGAGAAGGAUAUGCUGCUCUGGCUGCAGCUCUCAAAUCAAACCCUUCACACCUGGAGGAGCUGGACCUGAGAGGAAACGACCCUGGACACUCUGAAGUGAAAUUACUCACUGAUUUACUAGGGGAUCCUGCCUAUAAACUACAGAGAUUGAGACUGUUGGCUAGUGAUGAAGCAGAUGAAGCCCUUGUGUAUCUGACUUCAGUUCAUGGUGGAAACCCCUUAAUGCUGACGGAACUGGACCUGAGAGGGAAGAUAACAGGAGACUCAGGAGUGAAGCAGCUCUGUCCUCUACUGGAGGAUUCACACUGCAGACUUACGACAAUCAAGACCUCCAGAUAA
Messenger RNA from Engraulis encrasicolus (European anchovy), 4065 nucleotides. RefSeq names its product NACHT, LRR and PYD domains-containing protein 3-like. Gene Ontology annotation, biological process: intracellular signal transduction. The coding region runs from base 1 to 4065 and encodes 1354 amino acids. The record is from RefSeq and is a predicted model, not a curated record. The transcript is spliced from 18 exons. Gene Ontology annotation, molecular function: protein binding. Lineage: Eukaryota; Metazoa; Chordata; Actinopteri; Clupeiformes; Engraulidae.